AUGGGCAGUAACAACAAAGAUACUGCCAAGUCUCUGAGGCUGAGUGAUAGUAGUAGCAGCUCCCAAGCCAUCCCCACACCCCACCUCUUUCGUAGAAGUGCUAGUACUAGCGCUGCUGGCGCGGACGUUUCGCGGGAGGCGGAAGAAUUUGAAGCGGUGGAGGCGGAAGGAUCAUGGGAUGUUGGGAUGAUGGAAGGGGAAGCGCCGGUCGCGCUCGUGGGAUCCUUCCGGGAAAUGGCGAAUCCGCGCCUGGCAGUAGAUUCUGCUAGUAGCAACAGCCGUGGUGCCACGAGUGAGGGCAUGAGGGCGUUAGAAGCAGAGGCGGCUGCUGUUGCGCUGUCUGAGAGGGGUAAUGAAGGGGAAGCGCCGGUCGCGUUGGUGGGAUCGUUCCGAGAAAUGGCCAUCAGCCAUGGUGAGGGUAGCACUAUGAGAGCUUUAGAAGAAGCGGCUGCUGCUGUUGCUGUAACAGCUACGGCUGCUACUGCUGCUGCUGCUGCUGCUGCUGCUGCUGCUGCUGCUGCUGCUGCUGCUGCUGCUGCUGCUGGUGGUGGUGGUGGUGGUGGUGGUGGUGGUGGUGGUGGUGGUGGUGGUGGUGGUGGUGGUGGUGGUGGUGGUGGUGGUGGUGGUGGUGGUGGUGGUGGUGGUGGUGGUGGUGGUGGUGGUGGUGGUGGUGGUGGUGGUGGUGGUGGUGGUGGUGGUGGUGGUGGUGGUGGUGGUGGCGGUGAACAGGAGGAGAUUAAAAAGAUAGUGAUAAUCGAGGAGACGCAUGCAGCGGAGAGGGGGCAUGCAGAGAGGGGGCAUGCAGAAGGGGAACAGGCUGGCUUCAGACGGAAAGCUGCAUCCAGAGAGGGGACUACAGACUCCCAAUACGAGGAAUCUGACUCAGACCUCAUCUCUCCUUCUAGCCUGCCGUUCUUAUCUGUCUCCCCCCGUCCAUCCUUCGGCCCAGCAGCAUCCGCUCUCUCCCCCACCACCUCCCUCCCCCAUGGCGCCUCGCUCCCCCUCACCCUCCCGCACUCAUCCAUCCUCUCCCCAACCGCCUCCCUACCUGCCAACGCCUCCCUCCCCCCCACCCUCCCGCACUCAUCCACCCUCUCGUCUCCUGCCUCUCGCAGCCUUCGCAAAUUCAGCUCUGGUCCGCUCUUCUCCUCCCUGUCUCGGACCCUGUCCCGCGAUGUGUCUGUUGAGUCAACGCACAAGCCCUUCCGCAAAUUCACUUCCGGUCCGCUCUUCUCCUCCCUGUCCCGAACCUUGUCUCGCGACGUGCCUGUUGAGCCGACCCAAAAGGCCGCCAGCAAAAUCAGCUCUGGCCCGCUCCUCUCCUCCCUCUCCCACACUUUGUCCCGCUCUCGCUUCAAGCACCUGCUUUCUCCGCUCCUCUCCAACCCUUCCAAGCCUGGCACAGAGGCUGGGGGGAACGCCGCUGGCUCGAAUCAAGAUCCACCACCACAAGAUUGUGGUACAGAUUUCGGGGUAGCCUUGGAAACAGGUUCGGGUCUGCCGAAGCAAGUGCCCCGGUCUGCUUCUGCUGUGGAUGCUGGGGAGGUGAAUUCCAAGGCAAGGCAGAACUGGUUGAAAGUGCUGCGUGUGCCCAGAGCUGGUGUGCUGGGUGGAGGCUCCAAGGGGUGA
Closterium sp. NIES-65 is the source of this 1629-nucleotide messenger RNA. Lineage: Eukaryota; Viridiplantae; Streptophyta; Zygnematophyceae; Desmidiales; Closteriaceae. The record is from the annotation of a GenBank genome assembly.